AUGGCCUUUAAAUAUAAUGCCGAAUCAGGAUUACAAUUAAUAGCACGACUUAAAUCUAGACCUGUGAUUUUAAAUUUAAGUCCUUUACUACCAAAUAACCUAACUAAUGAAAUCAUAGAAAUAUCUGGAAAUACAUCUACAGGAAAAACUUUAUUUUUAACUGAAUGUGUGGCCAAGUGUAUUAUUCCUCAAAACUAUAAUGGUAUAGAUGCUGGUGUUAUUUACAUUGAUCUGGAUGGACAGUUUAAUAUUUCUAAACUUGUUGAUAUUAUCAAUCGUAUAAUAAAAGAUGCAAACUCAGAACUUUUGAAUGCUUGUUUAGAAAAACUAACUGUCAUUAAUUCAUGUGAUAGUUCAACUCUUUAUGUGACUUUACAAAGGUUAAAAAUAUUUUUAACUGAGCACAGCUCUGUUGGUUUAAUAAUUUUAGAUAGUGUAUCUGCUAAUUAUUGGCAAGAUUCAAUAUCUGGCGGUGAAAAGUAUAUGGAUAAAUAUACAGAGAAAAUGAUUUCCACUCUAAAAUUAUGUGUUCAAGAUUUUAAAAUACCUAUAAUAUUUACUAAACAUGGUUACUUCCAUUCAAAACUUCAAGUUAAUUCUCAUGAAGUCCAAAAUUAG
Daktulosphaira vitifoliae (grape phylloxera) is the source of this 618-nucleotide messenger RNA. It is a transcript of the gene Xrcc2, whose product is annotated as DNA repair protein XRCC2. NCBI's taxonomy places the organism in Eukaryota, Metazoa, Arthropoda, Insecta, Hemiptera, Phylloxeridae. Gene Ontology annotation, molecular function: four-way junction DNA binding. The transcript is spliced from 2 exons. The record is from RefSeq and is a predicted model, not a curated record. Gene Ontology annotation, cellular component: replication fork; centrosome; Rad51B-Rad51C-Rad51D-XRCC2 complex. The coding region runs from base 1 to 618 and encodes 205 amino acids. Gene Ontology annotation, biological process: double-strand break repair via homologous recombination; DNA strand invasion.